AUGAAAACCGUCGCAGCCAUAGCGCUGUCGCUGUUUCUUACCCAUGCGAGGGCAUGCACGGUCGAGCUUCCCCCUGUUAUGCACAAUGGCAGCGUUGUAAUCGAAGAGCUUUCUACUCCUGGUAACCUGGACGGCUUCAAGAUGAAAACUUCUGCCAAUUCCUCUUCCUACGACUAUUGGUGGUUUGACGCGGUUUCCAACUCGAACGAUGCAGCUCUCAACAUCGUCUUUUACAACGCAGGUGAUAUCGGCAACCCACAACCAUUGGCGGUUGAGAUUUCUGGAACCUUCGGCAACGGCACUCGUUUCUUCAAACAAGUUUUGGCCCCGGGCGGCGCUGUUAUUAGUAACGGGCCGGAAGGGGUUUCUGGACAGUGGAAAGGCACUGGCGCUAGUUUCCGCGGGACAAACUUGGAGAAACCCAAUGUUGAAUAUGAGGUCAUUUUCGAUUCGCCAGAGCUUGGCGUACAUGGAUCUCUUAAACUGAAGUCGCGCGCACCAGCCCACUACCCCUGCGACCCGAACGUUCCCGGCGUCACCCAACUCCAUUUGCCACGGUUCUUCUGGUCGAACGCCGUUCCCGACGCCGAUGUCAUCGCCGAUCUUAACAUUAAUGGCACGGAUGUUAGCUUUGAGGGUAUCGGAUACCACGACAAGAACUGGGGCGACCAAACAAUCCUCAAAAGUCCCAAGUUUUGGGACUGGGGCCACACAAGAUUCGGACCGUACUCUGUCGUCUGGUACGAUCUACUUGACCGCAACAACACCGAAUACCACCGCAGCUAUAUCGCCAAAGACGGAGAGAUUGUCAAGGUCAGCUGCGACGAGGGCUCAGUCAUCACACGUCCCUGGGGUUUUAACGCGACGUGGCCGCCAGCUGGAGGUCUCAACUCUGUUGAAGGAGUCGUCUCCAGAUUUGAACUUGGCAACGAGACUCUGGUUGUCAAUGUCACAAAAGAGCGGAUUACAUAUGAUGCUCUUGUCUACACACGAGCUACCGGUUCAGUCGUAGGAGGAAUUGAGGGCAGCAACGUCACGUGGGAAGGGAGAGCUUUCUUUGAUGAGUUCACGUAUGGGCUCAUGUUCGGCUAA
Molecule: messenger RNA, 1092 nt
Organism: Colletotrichum truncatum
Lineage: Eukaryota; Fungi; Ascomycota; Sordariomycetes; Glomerellales; Glomerellaceae
Source: RefSeq, a predicted model, not a curated record